Molecule: messenger RNA, 2391 nt
Organism: Fulvia fulva
Lineage: Eukaryota; Fungi; Ascomycota; Dothideomycetes; Mycosphaerellales; Mycosphaerellaceae
Product: Mannosyl-oligosaccharide 1,2-alpha-mannosidase
Exons: 3
Coding region: 1-2391 (796 amino acids)
Biological process (GO): N-glycan processing; carbohydrate metabolic process
Cellular component (GO): membrane; endoplasmic reticulum
Molecular function (GO): mannosyl-oligosaccharide 1,2-alpha-mannosidase activity; calcium ion binding
Source: RefSeq, a predicted model, not a curated record
AUGAACGCGAACAGAGAUCCUUUUGGCCUACGACGAACUUCUCCGGCAGCACAAUUUCUCCGCUCAGGCAUUUCGACAGUCAGCGAGGGAGCCGCUCAAGCGAGCCAACGAGCCGUCGCAGCUGCCACCGAAACGUUCGAGAAGAGCCGGAACGCGUUUGCGCAUACCUUGCCGAAUGACGGUCCAUCAAGGAGGAGCAACAUGAGCACAUACAGCCUGCCCAAUGGGGCAGUGUCGCACAACGUCGAUGCAUACCACUCGUCUGGCCGUUCGCGAUUCCACCACAGCGGCGAUUCGACGGAGGAGACGGUCAGCGAAAGAGUCACGAACAUAUUCACCGGACCGAGUAAAGAUGCGUUGCCGAUGUAUAAAGACAAGCCGGCGCACUACCGGGGUCCAGGUGGCAGCAGGUCACGAAUACCCCAAUGGGCAAGGAGAAAGAGAGUGGCUGCGCCAGUGCUCAUACUUCUUGCUAUUCUGAGCUGGUGGUUCGGCAUACUUAGUCCGUUGUCGUGGUUCUCAGCUCCAGAGAACAAUCUGCCAAGAAAAGAGAGGGCAGAGGAAGCAGUCAAGGGCAAGCCGGGUUGGUUCGGUUCGGGCAAGGACGUGAUAGAUUGGCCAAGCAGGGCCGAGCGAGUAAAGAAUGUGUUCAAGAUAUCGUAUGCAGGCUACGAGAAAUAUGGCUGGGGCUACGAUGAGUAUCAUCCUGUGAGCCACAGUGGGAAAUUCAUGACGCCGAAUGGCCUUGGAUGGAUUAUUGUUGAUGCUCUGGAUACCAUGAUGAUCAUGAAUCUCACGACGGAAUUGACGCAUGCUCGGCAAUGGGUGAACUCGAACCUUACAUACGACCAGGAUCAUGACGUGAACACUUUCGAAACCACGAUCCGAAUGCUGGGAGGUCUCCUGUCAGCCCACUACUUGAGCACUAAGUUUCCCGGGCAGUAUGCGCCCGUGAAUGACGGUCUCAGCGACGAUAUGUAUGUCGAGAAGGCUACCGAUCUAGCCGAUCGGCUGCUGGGUGCGUACGAGACACAGUCAGGCGUGCCGCUAGCAAGCGUCAAUCUACGCACAAUGCAAGGCAUCCCAUCUCAUGCAGACGGUGGUGCGUCAUCGACAGCAGAAGCAACAAGUCUUCAGCUCGAGAUGAAGUAUCUGGCUAAGCUAACGGGUGAGGCGCACUAUUGGGAGAAGGCUGAAAGAGUCAUGAAAGUGGUCGACGACCAACAGCCUACGGAUGGUCUUGUGCCAAUCUUCAUCUACGCUGAUCAAGGCACAUUCCGUGGUGACAACAUUCGUCUUGGUAGCAGAGGCGACAGCUAUUAUGAGUAUCUCAUCAAGCAGCAUCUGCAGACCUCAGAGCCGGUGUAUGAAGCCAUGUGGAACGAAAGCUUGGCCGGUGUAAAGAAGCAUCUGAUCACCUACAGCCAUCCAAACAACUUUACUGUCCUUGCCGAGCGCCCGAACGGUCUGACCAAAGACAUUGAUCCGAAGAUGGAUCAUUUGGUCUGCUUCUUGCCAGGAACGAUUGCUCUUGCGACUACUGGAGGGCAAUCGAUUGCUGAGGCGAAGAAGCAGUCAAAUUGGUCAAAGCAGCAGGAGGAGGACAUGAACCUGGCUCGCGAGCUCACCAGGACGUGCAUGGGAAUGUAUCAGACCGAGACCGGCCUUGCGCCAGAGAUUGCGCACUUUCACAUCCACGACCCGCCGCUCAUGUAUGAAGACUACAAGCCGUUUGAGAAGCCACAGAGUCCAAACUACUGGACGAGGUGUAAGAACAAUCUUUGCACCGAGGUGGUGAAAUCUACCGAGAAGGACUUUGUGUUCAAGGCCCAGGACAACCAUAAUCUACAGCGACCUGAGACUGUCGAGAGUUUAUUCUACAUGUGGCGGAUCACGGGCGAUGAGACGUACCGCAACUGGGGAUGGCAAAUGUUCCAGGCGUUCGUCAAGCACACUGCUGUCGACGAUGGCGAGGGCUUCUCGUCGAUUUCGGACGUCAGGCAAAUUCCAGUCCAUUUCCGUGACAACAUGGAAUCAUUCUGGCUGGCUGAGACGUUGAAAUACUUCUACCUCCUCUUCUCAGACGAGGCAAUUCUACCUCUGACAGACGUCGUCUUCAACACAGAAGCACAUCCAUUCCCACGCUUCGAGAUGGGCAAGCUCUUCAAGACCGGCUGGCAGCGAAGAAAGGAUGGCGCGGCAUCUGCGAGCCAGGAGGCUAAGCCUGACAACCACGGUGGCGAGAUGAAGAUUCAGACGAUUCUGGUCACUCAUACAGUAGAGCAGGAGGUCGCGACCAAGAUUGCCCUUGGCGAUAACCAAACGCCGGCACCAGCUGGAGGUGAGGUGGCCGGCGCGAACGCUCUCGUUAAUGAAGCGGCUGCGCCUUGA